AUGUCCAGUCCCGGGCAGUUCGCAUCCCCGCCGGAGGUGCAGCGCCGUCAAUUUUCGAGCUGCGAUCCCUGCAGACGCUCUAAACGCCGCUGCUUUUUCCCUUCUGAUGUAUCCAUUGACUCGAAUAUCUCUUGUGCGCAUUGCGCGCGCCUGGGACAUACAUGCACUUUCAAUUUUGCUACAUCUCGAUUGAGCUCGCGACCAAGAAAACGACAGCGACAGAAUAAAUCGAAACUGAAUCAAGUUUCGGCAUAUGAAUAUGAUGGUCACUUACUUGCCGAGAACUCAUCAGAGACCCUUGGGAGAACCCCAAGAAGCGCGUCUAGGACUCCCAACACCAGUGAUGAUGAUUUUGCUGCAUGGCUCAAUUUUGACAUCGAGAAUUACUUUGCGAACGAUUUACAGCUGCCCGCCACGGCUGAGCCAACACCGCUUGGCUCCGAGGCGCAAUCUGACUCGCAACAUGACCGAAGACUUUCUCUUUUACCAAAUCAGUCACAGUCAGUGAAACACGUUUCAUAUGGAAUGAGAUUUGUGCCUGGGAGCUCACCCCGCAGCCCCAUACACCUAUUGAACUCGAAAUUAGACACCAGAAUACUCAAUGAGCGGCUGAUCAGUAUAUACGAUGCGGUUUUGACGGGUUCUGCGACGAGGUUCCUGGACUACGACAUUAAUUUAUAUGCAACGCGAAUUCGGUACAAGAUAGAAAACAGCAGGCCUGGAAGCUCUAACGAACCGAUACCUGCGCGGUUAACGAUGCUACUGGGACCAGAUAUGGAGUCAUCUACCUCAUCCCGACGAGAAACAGAGUCUCUUGUGGCUUCUCUCAAUUCAUCAGGUCAAUUACAGAGCAGCAGGUCACCGAAUUCUCGCGAUCAGGCCCAAGACGAAGCUUACAGGGUGACAAUUGUGGGAUGCGCAAGAUUCUUGGACCAUUUUGGAGAUCUCUAUGGGAAUAGAAUAAGACCUCCUUCAAAAAGAAAGUCUGAUGCGGCGCUCAAUGCAGCGCUCCGACUAUUCGCUUUACAGUGGCUACCUAGCCGUGGUUCUGAAGGAGAGUGCUGGACCUCUACCAAUGAAGUUCCCAUCGCCAGAUUUUGUGGGAAGCAAUCCGCUCGCAGUUCUCCAUGCCAUCUUUAUACUGAUGCCUGGUACCAAGCUCGUGUAGCCAUCGAGGACGCGAAGUCGGUUCGGUCCUUUCAGGCUGUGUUUGCAAUAUUAAUCUUCGAUGGAGCGGCUAUCCCAAUGAGCGCUCUCAUUGAUUCAAACAAGGCUGACAUAGAGCAUGGAUUUCUCAAUCUGGGGUUGCAGAUGCUGCGCGAACUAGAUGAGCUCGUCCAAAACUACUGCACUACCUUAGGGCCAUCAUCUCACUACGGUGCUCUUGCGGAGGCCAGCCUUUCCGUUGUGCGUUGGGGCGGGUAUAUUCGUGAUACUGGAGCUGCUUUGACGUCAAAUCAUCAAUGUCAACUUCCAGAUCCCCGUUGUAACGAAAUUAGUUUUACCCCUGAGAACCCAGUGCCACCGGCAUUUUUCUUGUAUAAUACAAGAGAGUGCGACCGCACCAUCCCAGAUAUUUGUCGAAGGAUAGCAUCAGAGGCUUUCUAUAUCUGGAGAAAGAUCGCGGAUGUGAAGAAUGACCUCCGACUGCUGCACGAUAAUUCCCAGCACAUUAAUUCCGAAUUACUGAAAUCAAUCAAUUCCGUGGUCACCGUCGUUGGAAAAAUAGAUGAGAAUCUCCGGCCCUUCAUCAAGCGCUGUAGAGAUAUUUUCUGGGAUCUUUCCUUGGCGUCAAGGGUAUCUUGUGUUUCUCUUGUUGUGCCUUGGAAUUCUGGAGUACUUGUUCUCGCAGAGGCACUGGAACCCUUUGUAAACCCAAUGAGCCACAUUCUGUCACAGGAAAUCGGCCAAAGCAUCCGAACACACGAACGGGAAGCGGUUUCCUCUGUUGCCCAAAUGAUCGAAUGUGUCCUUGCAUUGCCCAUCGAAGAGACGUUUAAUGUUCAACAUGGGCUUGCCCCUGAAGCUCCAAUCACCGCCUAUCAUCUCACCCCUAGCGUUAUAACGACGGCUCUGGGGAAGGCUGUGGUGCAUACUAUCAAUCUUCAGUUUUUCUCGUCGCCUGGACUUGGGAAAACGGAUGGAGAUCCGGAUUUUUCGUCAGAUGGCUCGUGGCGUAGACAAAUUGACUGUCUUAUGAAGGGGCUAGUGUCGCUUGACGUUACCAUUGGAGGAUCUCAAACAUUCGGACUGGUUAUGAGGUCUUUAAUGCAAGAGUAUGGGGAUAUCAUAUCGGAAUGCUGGUCCUGUGACUUCAACACAUGA
This is a messenger RNA of Penicillium chermesinum, 2325 nucleotides long. Its product is annotated as Zn(II)2Cys6 transcription factor domain-containing protein. Gene Ontology annotation, molecular function: DNA-binding transcription factor activity, RNA polymerase II-specific; zinc ion binding. Gene Ontology annotation, biological process: regulation of DNA-templated transcription. The transcript is spliced from 3 exons. The record is from RefSeq and is a predicted model, not a curated record. NCBI's taxonomy places the organism in Eukaryota, Fungi, Ascomycota, Eurotiomycetes, Eurotiales, Aspergillaceae. The coding region runs from base 1 to 2325 and encodes 774 amino acids.